AAUCAAUUUCAUCAUAAUUAAAACAUUUUGUAGACAAAAGAAACAAAAAUUAAAGAUGCAUUUGACCGAGAAAUGUCUUUCAUGGAUAGUGGUUGUAAAUCUGAUAGAAUCACAAAUACUAUUUUAUACAUGCUUGCAGUUGAUAAAAUGCCACUAUCAGCAGUCGAAAAUAAAGGUUUUAAAAAAUUAAUGAAAACAAUUGUGCCUCUGUAUAAAGUUCCAAGCAGGAGGACAGUAACUAGACUGCUUGAAGAUCGAUAUAAGACAUUAAAAAAUAAUUUUAUAGCUAAAAUCGACGGAGCUAUUUGUUACAGUCUUACUUGUGAUAAUUGGACUGACAUUACUAAUCAAAGUUACCUUGGUGUGACUAUUCACUAUCUAACAGAUGAAUUAAAAAUGAAGAGUGGCUGUAUUGGUGUUUUCCCUUUAUACAAAAAUCAUACUGCUGAAUAUCUCGCAAAAUCUUUAAAUACAAUUAUCAAAGAAUUUAAAUUAAAUUGUUCAAAAAUUACAGCGAUUAUCACAGACAGUGCAGCAAACAUAAAACUGGCGAUAGAAAAAACAGUGGGAAAGUAUAAACAUUUAGCUUGUUUUGCGCAUAUUUUGUCGCAUCUUGUACCGGACGCAUUAACCAGCAUGUCUGAUGCUCAAGAAAUUAUUCAUAAAGUAAAAAAGAUUGUCACCACUGUAAGGAAAAGCAUUGUUGCAUCAGAUGAACUAAAAAACUUACAGCUUCGUGAUGGAAAAACAGAAGGAACUGUAUUAAGAUUCAUACGAGACGUUCCAACGCGUUGGAAUUCUACACUAUAUAUGUUAGACAGAUUUCUUGAGUUAGAAAAGUACGUUUACCCUGUGAUACUAAAAUGUGAGAAACCUUUGGAUAUGUUAAGACAUGACGAAAUCAAAACAUUAAAAGAAAUGAUAUCUAUUAUGAGACCAAUUGAACGUGCUAUCACAGAAAUUAGUGGAGAAGCAUAUCCAACGUGUAGUAUUAUUAUCCCUCUAGUGCGUUGUAUGAAUGUUACAAUUUAUUUUAACAAACCUGAUACACAAAUUGGAAUUACAUUUAAAGAAAAAUUACAAUCGGCAAUCAACAAUCGAUGUAAAAAUUUUGAAAAUAAUAAAAUAAUGAGCAUUGCAACCAUACUGGAUCCUCGUUUUAAAAAAUUACACUUUGAAAAAUCUUUAGCCGCUGCAACUGCAGUACAGCAUAUUGAAUCGGAUUUAAAAAAAUAUAGAACAUUGAAGGAUCCACAAAUAGAUAGAGAGUUAAAUACUGAAAUGACUGUUAGGCAAUACAGUAAUUUAUGGGAUUUUCACGACAAUUUAGUAGCCAAAAAUAAUAACUGUACAGAAGAAUUAAAUGAAGUGAAACAAUAUUUAAAGCAACCCAUUAUUGAUCGAAAAGAAGAUCCAUUUGAAUAUUGGAAAUCCAUGAAUCAUAUUUUUCCAUCUUUAUAUCAUGAAGCAGUGAGAUACAUUAGUACAUUGGGUACUUCAGUUCCAUCAGAAAGAAUCUUCUCUCAAGCUGGUGAUAUAAAAAAUGAUGACCGAAGUAGAUUAACCGGCGAACAUUUAAAUAUGUUAUUAUUUCUCAGUUCGCUUACUGACGAAGAUUGGGCGUUGGAAUAAAAGUAUAAUAAAAUUUUCCACUGGAGGG
Molecule: messenger RNA, 1660 nt
Organism: Monomorium pharaonis (pharaoh ant)
Lineage: Eukaryota; Metazoa; Arthropoda; Insecta; Hymenoptera; Formicidae
Product: zinc finger BED domain-containing protein 4-like
Exons: 2
Coding region: 73-1632 (519 amino acids)
Molecular function (GO): protein dimerization activity
Source: RefSeq, a predicted model, not a curated record